CUACUGGUGGUAAUCGUCGCCAUGCAUCGAAGUAUUCUAACGACCGAAGCGAACCUUUUACUGGCUUUGAGCAGGGAGCCACUUCAAACUCCUUUAAUCCCCAUGGCUUUUAUCCUCCACGGCCUCAGAAUCCUUACAUGGCACCGCAAUAUCCGUAUAUCCCCGCGGAGCCACUGCAAGACCCCUACGCACCCGGAUACUAUCAUAAUCCUACAGGUCCAUACCAUUACACGACAUUCCCACGAUACCAAGGAUACCCAUAUGAACCACCAUACCAAGGAUAUCAAUAUGACACUAUACCGCCACCUACAUAUCAGAAUUACCCUUCAUUUCGAAACCAUACAGAAAAUCCCAAUACCUUUACAGGUCAGUACAACUAUGGUCAUUCGUCAGAAGAGUCCCCCGAGACCGUACCUAAAAUGCCCCCUUUAUACAAAGUACCACCAUCUUUAUGGCUUUCGUGGAGAAAAAUAAGACGUAAAGAUCUCCACCCCGAAAAACAAGUCCCAGUUCUCCCAGAAGGCUGGGACUGGCGAAUUGAUGAUAAUAAUCGGUUGUUCUAUGUGGACACCUAUGCACGGGGAAGCGAAAAGCGUUGCUUCUGGAACCCGCCCAAGGAGCAGGAGGAAGAAGAGGAAGACGAAAAACACAAGCUGGCAUUAUAUGGAUGGAACAAAAUUUGCACAAUCUUCGGUCGUAUUUUCUGGAUUCAUCGAGAGUCUGGGCUUAUAUCUUAUGAAUAUCCUAGACGAUGUGCUCAGAUUGGAC
Messenger RNA from Talaromyces proteolyticus, 768 nucleotides. RefSeq lists its product as uncharacterized. The record is from RefSeq and is a predicted model, not a curated record. Lineage: Eukaryota; Fungi; Ascomycota; Eurotiomycetes; Eurotiales; Trichocomaceae. The coding region runs from base 22 to 474 and encodes 150 amino acids. The transcript has a single exon.